Lethenteron reissneri (Far Eastern brook lamprey) is the source of this 3476-nucleotide messenger RNA. RefSeq names its product mucin-4-like. NCBI's taxonomy places the organism in Eukaryota, Metazoa, Chordata, Hyperoartia, Petromyzontiformes, Petromyzontidae. Gene Ontology annotation, molecular function: calcium ion binding. The record is from RefSeq and is a predicted model, not a curated record.
UGCGUGUGUAAGUCUGGGUACCAAAUGAAGCCGGACAACAGCAGCUGCUUGGACAUUGACGAGUGCUCGCAGGCCAACGCCUGUUCUGCGGACGCCACCUGCGCCAACACGGACGGAAGCUACACGUGCAGCUGUAACGAGGGAUUCACAGGCAAUGGGAUCGUCUGCGAGCGCAUGGAGGUCUGCCUCUACGUCCCCGGAGUACAGAGCUGCUCCUGCAGGCCGGGCAUGGUCACAAGUGGCAACGCCUGCGUGGACAUUGACGAGUGCAAGAACAAGACCGCGUGCUGGCCCAACGCGCAGUGCCAGAACACCUUCGGCAGCUUCACCUGCUUCUGCAAUGAGAACUACACAGCCGUCGGGCAGUCAUGCAAGCCGGCGUGCAGGAGCGUGCCGUGCCCCAGUGACCCGUGCGUUAACGGCGGGGCGUGCUACGUGGACGGCGUGGAUGGAGGCUGCAGCGCGGCAAAGUGCUCGUGCACGCCGGUCACCCAAGGCGACAAGUGUCAGUUCGGGACCCUCACCGUCCCAGUCUCUCGCAAGCCAGGAGCUGCAAAGGUGAAAUACGCUCUGAAACUAUGGUUCAUUUCCAAGAAAUACAAUAGCAUUACAGAAGCUGUCAAAGCUGAGCUGACGAAUGCGGUCAUUAACAAACUGAAAAUAAUAUCCGGGUUCAACGCAGUAUCUCUUGAAAACUUCAGCUCUACCGGGAACUCCACAAUUAAAUCGAACUGCAUGGCCAACUUUGACUACCCACUCGACAGCAGCAUCCAUGCCAUCUACAAUGGGACCCAGCUGGCCCUCAUCAGGUCCAAGUUUGUGUUGAUGCGAUACUUGGGGAACAUUCUUCUGGAAGACAUUCAGCAGACAGUCGUUCCGCAAAACCAACUGGACCAGGUGUACAACUGUAACACCACAUUCACGGGCUACACGCUGAGCCUGCCGGAAACCAGCGGCCCUGUCUGCCUGUCCCCGUGUGCCAACGAGAACCACUGCAACAAAAACGGAGAAUGCCAGCACCUCCAGACGGGCGCCGUGUGUGUGUGUAACAACAAAGGCAUUUACCAGACGACGGGAAGCCGGUGCGAAGAGGUGACGCUCAUCUCGCGAGUGUUCUUCGCCAUCCUCUUUGGCACACUGGGUGGCAUCCUGCUACUGCUGCUGCUCGCAGGCCUGCUUGGCUACAUGCUGUACCGCCGCAAGAAGGCCUGGGACCGCUUCAGCGACACGGGCAGCCUUGGGACGAAUCGCUCGCGGUUCCCAAGUUUCUCAAGGAAAGGCUCGUACAUCCCCUGGAUAACCACAAUGCCGGAGAGCACGAUUUUGAGCGAUGCUUCAGGAAUCAAGACGCUGUCCUAUCGUGAAAACAGCAAGCCCGACCCUCACAAGGAGGUGCGUCUGCCAAGAGCGACAGCAUUUGACAACCCGGCGAUGAGCCAGUACGAGUAGCGAUCUGUGUAAGGCCCACAAGACGCCGACAUGUGGACUGCCCCACAGGAAAAGCACGUCCAACACGGUGUAUGCGGGUCAUGGUGCGUUACGUAUGAUAACCGAGAACUGUAACACGACGAUCACAUGCCAUGAAUCACUCACAAGUUGUGGUGUUCCAUUUACGCGCAGAAAACUAAAUGGCCCGUAGCAUUGUAACCCGUUUCCACAUGGAGUCGGACUUUGAUUCCAUACAAAAAAUUCGAAUGUAGGGAAUCCCAGGCCUGCCCAUGAAGAAAAACCGGCCCAGAGAUUUCGGGCUCCAGCCUAAAUUGCCAGCCAAAUUCAAGUUGAAUAUGAACGUGGAAACGGGGAGGGGCUUCUUUGGGGGGGGGGGGUGGCAACUGAAGUGCCUACUCAAGUCUGUGCAAUUCUUAAUCUUAAGUUAACAAAACCACUUUGUAGACGUCCAUGUUACAGUGCUUAGAUUAACAUUUUCGAAUCAUGACCAUGACAUGAGUUGAUGUACAAUAUGAAUGUUACAUAUUGAACCAGGUAUACAUAUUUUUGGAAUGUGUAACUAACGCGGCUACAUCGCAAGAGGCACGUCGAGGCUCCAGGCUAAAGUCCGACGGAGCUUUCACUUCCCAUGUGAUGAUGCACGCAGGUGGUGAAUCACCGAGACACUCAAAUGCAUUGGUUUCAUUAUCAGUUCCGUCUCACACAGAUACCAAUAGACUCACAAAUUGAACCACUCACACAGUUAAGUUUUUGCUCUGGAGACCAGGAGAUCGUUGAUCGAUGUUCGGUCGCCGGGGUGAUGAUGCCAUUAAGUCUUAAUAUCUCACUUCCACUCCACUCACAUGGGACCCUGAUUCUCACACAGACGCACAUAGACUUACACACAGACCCAGAUUAUCUUACAGAUACACUUGAACUCGCAUGGAGAUCCAGAAACGUGCAAGAUAUGCAUUAAGGAACUGCAAUUAUUUCGCAAUGCCUUUGUGUUCUAAUUAUCGAAAGACUCCACCUCCACUGCUCCACGUGUCGGGCGGCAGGAUGGCGCAGUGGCAACACUUGCACCUCACAGCAAGAGGAGCCUCGGUUCGCAUUACGACUUUAGCGCCGGUCUGCAUAUGGGAUUUGUAUAUUCUCACCCUUUGCCUGCACGAGUUUCUAAAAACGUACAAUGCAACUGGUAUUAACCAAACAUACCGUUUCUGAAAAAUUACUUACAAAUCACUCAAUUGUGAUAACAACAUUGCCUCCUCAAUCUGGAGCCUCGUGGCAGCCACUGCUGUGUGAUUCACAUCGCAUGUGAAUGUGAUUCUAGAGGAGUGUAGACACGUGCUGAGCCCGUGCCGUGGCUGAUGAGCCACUUGGCGAGUGUUCACACACAACACAUGCUUAUAAUACCGUAAUUAAUGCAUGUAUUUCUGCAAGGCACAUGGGAUUUAUAGUGAAACUUCGAGCUGAAGAAAUAUUAAAUAAUGUGUCUUGUUUUUAAAAACAUGUGCAUUGAGUAAAAACAUAUAUCUGUUUUCUGGAAGGGACGUUUUGUUCUUGCCAUGGUUACAUGUUUUGACCUCAGACUAUAUAUGUGAACAUUCGUACAGUUACUGUGUAUUAGACUGAAACAAAUCCCACUGAAACUAAAUUGGCAAUAGAGUGACCAUCGUUUUAUGAGGAACUGGAAUGUUUACACGGAAAAUGUUGUUUUGUUGAAAUGUUAUUUUAUUAUGGAGAGGAACAAUUAAAAUAACUUUAAUAAUGACAGUACAUCGAACAAAGACAGUUUAAUAAAAAUAUAAACAAUAUUCAAAUAAAUCACAUUUUUAAAAUUACACACUUACGCCACAGUUAUCUAAAGUGAGAAAUGAAGAGGAAUGUAGCCAAAUAAAACAGGAUGAACGUUUGAGAAACAUUUGAGUUUACAUGUUGAGGCAUUGUUGAACAGUAUAAGUGACUUAUUCAUAUUUCUUCAUUGUUUUAAAAGAAUGGUUAAAAUCCCCUACAGUACAAGCAGAAAUAAAUUAUUUGACAUUAAA